UGUAAAUGCGGCGUAUGCGGAAAGUUGAUAAAUUUUAUAUACGCAAAUUUUCUAGAAAUAACAUUUUUUAUAACAUUGUUGUAGGAUAUCUCGCAUCGUUGAAUAAUUAAAAAUUUAUUGGGAAAAAUAUCCUUCGGGAAAAAGAAAAGAGUAAACAGAAAAGAUGGAUUUUCUAGAGUAUCCGGAUAUUUUCGCUGAGGUUAAAGGAGCUAUGACACCAGGCAGAUUAAAGUUAACCGAUCAGCAUUUGAUCUUUAAAAAUCAAAAAACCGGGAAGGUUGAACAAAUACCCGCUAGCGACAUGGAGAUGGUGAAUUAUCAGAAAUUUAUUGGAACCUGGGGUUUGCGUAUAUUUCUGAAAAAUGGUACCUUACAUCGUUUCAAAGGAUUCAAAGAAGCUGAUCAGGAAAAAAUCGCAAAGUUCUUUUCUGUCAAUUACAAAAAGGACAUGUUGGAGAAGGAAUUAAGUCUUAAAGGUUGGAACUGGGGUACGGCUAGAUUUACGGGGUCUGUUCUGAGCUUUGAUGUGGGCCAUCACACUGCUUUUGAAAUACCUCUUUACGACGUGUCGCAGUGUAACACAGGAAAAAACGAAGUAACUUUGGAAUUUCAUCAGAACGACGACGCCCCGGUCAGUCUGAUGGAGAUGAGAUUUCAUAUUCCUGUCAGCGAUAGCGCCGAUCAAGAUCCCGUGGAAGCGUUCCAUCAACAGGUGAUGGACAAGGCGUCUGUGAUUAGCGUGAGUGGCGACGCCAUAGCCAUAUUCAGAGAGAUCUAUUGUUUGACGCCACGUGGUCGUUACGACAUCAAAAUCUUUCAAUCGUUCUUUCAACUUCACGGCAAAACGUUUGAUUACAAAAUUCCGAUAUCGACCGUUCUGAGAUUGUUCUUGUUGCCGCACAAAGAUAGCAGACAAAUGUUCUUCGUCGUAAGCCUGGAUCCUCCUAUAAAACAGGGUCAGACGCGUUAUCACUAUUUGGUGUUCCUGUUCAAUCAGGACGAAGAGACGUCCAUUGACUUGCCGUUCACCGAGAAAGAAUUAAAAGAGAAAUACGAGGACAAACUCACGAAAGAAUUGUCGGGACCAACGUACGAAGUGCUCAGCAGGGUGAUGAAAGUAAUUAUCAAUCGAAAGCUGACCGGACCCGGACACUUCGUCGGUCACAGUGGAGCUCCUGCGAUCAGCUGUUCUUUCAAAGCAGCGGCGGGACUGUUGUAUCCGCUCGAACGAGGUUUCAUCUACGUCCACAAACCGCCGAUACAUAUUCGUUUUGAGGAAAUAGCUUCGGUGAAUUUUGCGCGCGGGGGCGGUUCGACCAGAUCCUUCGAUUUCGAGGUCGAGCUUACGAGCGGCGUGAUGCACACUUUCAGCAGCAUCGAGAAAGAAGAGUACAACAAACUGUUCGACUUCAUGACGGCGAAGAAACUUCGUGUGAAAAAUCGGGGCAAGGCCGACAAGUUGAAUUACAACGACGACUUCAGCGACAGCGAUCAGGAAGACGAGCCGGAUGCUUACUUGGCGCGUGUCAAGGCGGAGGCGCAAGAGCGCGACCUCGAUGACAAUCAAGAUUCUGAGGACGCGUCGACCGAUGAGGAUUUCAAACCGAAUCAGGAGGAAAGUGACGUUGCCGAGGAAUACGACAGCUAUCCGAAUACCACCGACAGCGACGAGGGUUCGGACGCUUCCGCGGCCAGUCACAAGAAAGAGAAGAAAGAGAAGAAGGAAAAGAAGUCCAAGUCGGCGAAAACGAUUUCGGAGAAACCGCGAAGAUCGAGAAAACCGAAGAAGGAGAGAGACGCGAACAAGCCGAAGAGGCCGCCGACGGCGUUCAUGCUUUGGCUAAACGGCGCGCGUGAGAAAAUUAAAGCGGACAAUCCCGGAAUUGCGGUUACGGAAAUCGCGAAGAAAGGUGGCGAGAUGUGGCGCGAGCUCAAAGACAAGUCCGAGUGGGAAGCGAAAGCUGCCAGAGCUAAAAAAGAAUACGCGGCGUCGAUGAAGGAAUACGAGGCGAGCGGAGCCAGUAAAUCCAUCAAAGAAAAGAAGGAUAAAACGGAGAAGGAGAAAACGGAGAAGAAGAAAGACACGACGAAGAGCUCGCCCGGAUCUAAGGGAAUGUCUGGCACAUCUUUCAAGAGCAAGGAGUACAUCAGCGACGACGACAGCAGCAGCGACGAGAGCAGCAAAAAAUCCGGAAAGAAACGUUCGGACGCGGACGAGAGCGAUGAUGAGAAGAAGAAGAAACGACCCGCCGAAGACGGCGGGAAGAAACCGGCGAAGAAAGAGAAACGAGAUCAAUCGGAUGCGGAGAGCGACGCUGAAGAACCCGUGGAGAGCACACCUUCCUCAUCCGAUGCGGAAUAACUUUUGUACAUUUUGCUUGUUUGUAUCAAGGUCCUUCCACAACGAGAUGUUUGGUAAUCAAUCAGAAGUCGGAAGCAGAGAAAUUGGACCAAUCGCAGCCAAAUCGCAGAAUAAUCGAUUGGUCAAUUUCUUGCUUCUGACUUCUGACUUAUUGCAGAAGGGCCUUCAUCAGUAUUGCUUACAACACUCUUUAUAUCAUAAGGAAAUAUCACAAAAAUUUACGUCACCUCUUGUAAUUUAAGUUAUAUUAUUGAGAUCCGAAUGAAACGAUUUUACGUAGUCACACACGUGUCCUUUUUUUGUAAAGGAAAUUUUUUUAUUCUUUUUAACAUAAAAAAGACCACCACCUUUGGUUGUUCCACCUUCGGAUGAAAGUAUCGGGUGAUCUGUCUAAUGCAGAGCCUUCCAACUCGUUUGCGCCAUAAGAUUUCUAUGCGGUCACGUGAUCAGUUGGAAGGCUCUGAUCUAACGGUUAGAACUCUGAUUUACGUUGUUGUUUCAAUAAAAUUAUUUAUUUAUCCGGUAAAUGAAACUAGAAACCAAAAGAUAAUAUAAUAUUAUCUUUUAUUAAUUAAUAAGAUGUAAUAUUACACGGCACUCUCGGUAUUGUGUAGGUCGUGUCUAACGGGUGAAUAUGUAGAAAUAGAAGAACAGUGGUUGUUCGCGCUGGUAAGGUUCCUAUGGAUCCUAUGGAUAAACCCGUCGAGUAAGCUGGAGAUUUAUCGGGAAGGUGGAACGAUCGCGGCCCUACAUGUUUUUUUUUUUUUUUUUUUUACUGUACAGAUUAUUUAUAAUUUUCACAUUCAUUCAAACGGUAAUUUGAAGUUAUAGAUUUUGUUCCACAAUGCCUCUGUGACAAAACUUUGAUAUAAACUAAUAAAAACUUUUAUAAACAAAAAUGUAUAAAUUUGUUGUGACAAUCAAGACAUGAUCGCGAUUAAAAUUACAUCGGUAAAAAUAAACAGAUAGGAGAAAUUAAAUCUA
This is a messenger RNA of Pseudomyrmex gracilis, 3346 nucleotides long. RefSeq names its product FACT complex subunit Ssrp1 (gene Ssrp). Gene Ontology annotation, cellular component: FACT complex; nucleus. Lineage: Eukaryota; Metazoa; Arthropoda; Insecta; Hymenoptera; Formicidae. Bases 164 to 2362 code for a protein of 732 amino acids. The transcript is spliced from 4 exons. The record is from RefSeq and is a predicted model, not a curated record. Gene Ontology annotation, molecular function: histone binding; nucleosome binding; DNA binding.